Nematostella vectensis (starlet sea anemone) is the source of this 780-nucleotide messenger RNA. RefSeq lists its product as uncharacterized. The transcript is spliced from 3 exons. Lineage: Eukaryota; Metazoa; Cnidaria; Anthozoa; Actiniaria; Edwardsiidae. The record is from RefSeq and is a predicted model, not a curated record. The coding region runs from base 143 to 625 and encodes 160 amino acids.
CAGUAUCGCGUUACUGCUCACACGGCUUCACGGUGGUGACGACACGAACCUUUCCCUAAUGGCUGGCACAAAAACACCAUCUUCUCCGACAUAAAUACUUUAAAUCGGUUUUCAAAAGCGCUUUGAGCCGCUUUAGUUGACGAUGAACAAGCUGUUGCGUCUCGUGUGUCUCUUUGGGUUUUACAGUACCGUUGUGAGCCUGCAGUGCUUUACGUGUUACUCAUCUGACUCGUGGGACGACUGCCAUCGACGCAUGAGCAUUGUGACGUGCGGGUCGCGUCAGGACCGCUGCAUCAAGGUACAACGCACCAUGCUCGCCGCCAACAACGAGCGCUUUACUGUCCUCUCUAAAUCGUGCUUCCAUCACACCUCGUGUACCCUGGAAGCAUGCAUGAACCACAGUAAUAGGUGGAAAGACGCCGAAUGCUCGUUUGAAUGCUGUAACACAACGCUGUGUAACGUCGGUUCCACAAAGCAUGUGUCACGCAUCACGCAACCUGUGACGAGUUGGCCUGUUACACAGCAAGUAGAGCGAGCUACAUCUAAAAGUGUCAUGUUUUUCAUAGGAAAUACUGAAAUAUUUAUUUCAUUUACAGUUUUAAUGGUGAUGCACCUUUGUGAGUAAAGUCAUUAGCAUAAAUGAUAAAUGCCAAUUUCAAAUACCGUUGCACUCGAAAAUCCAAUUGGCGUGUAUCGCAGUGAUUCAUGGGUAAAUGACAGAAUUCUAGCCUCUGAGGACCAUGGGAAUGUUUAAAGGAAUAUAAAUAAGAAUGCUAAUAA